Phytophthora nicotianae INRA-310 is the source of this 765-nucleotide messenger RNA. RefSeq lists its product as hypothetical. The record is from RefSeq and is a predicted model, not a curated record. Lineage: Eukaryota; Oomycota; Peronosporomycetes; Peronosporales; Peronosporaceae. Bases 220 to 765 code for a protein of 181 amino acids. The transcript has a single exon.
UAGGUCUUUAAGUGGUUGUUGAAUCCACAUGCAAUUCGACCGUUGAUCUUGGGCCUCACUUCGCAAUUCGCUCUCCGUCGCUUAAGUUUUCCACCCCACCUAAGACACGCGAUGCGCCUGAGCUCUAUCUUCCUCGUGGCUGCUGCUACUCUCCUUGUUUGCAGCGACGCUGCGUCGGGUCCCACGCACUAGAAGCAAACUGAGUUUUCGACGGCGAAAAUGGCGCAGUCGUCCGACACUGCCACUCAAAAGAACACGAGGUUCCUAAGAAGCACCAAGACGGAAGACGAAGAGCGAAACUACAAGAACUAUCCCUUCCUGGUAUCUGAAGAGGCUGCCAUGGAGAUGGCGAAGCGAAUCAUUCAGCAGCACGAUGACGCGCUGCUAGCAAAGGUUAAAGAAAUAUCCAACGGCCAGAACAUUCUAAAACGAUGGCGGGCAGAAGAGCUAACGCUUGCCGAUAUCAUGCCUCUACUCAAGGAUGCUGAUAAAUGGAAGGGUACCUCUGAACGCCUCGUGUACAAGCUCGUUAGGGAUUCCCAAUUCCAGCAUUUCCGAGUCCCUCAGCAGUUGGACGACGUAUUCUUGUCAAACGUUAGAAAAGUUAAGAACGGUGAGAAGAUUUUGAAACAAUGGACAAACGAGGACUACUCGCUUUCCCAAAUCAAGUCUCUACUGGAAAAGACUGGCAAAGGGGAGGGUACUUCUGAACGCCUCGUGUACAAGCUCCUCUCGCGCGAAGCCAUUCGUACUCUGUCGGUAUGA